AUGUUGACAGAAACAGUGGGACCCGAUCAGAUAGCUGAGGUGGUGAGUCGAUGGACAGGGAUCCCGGUGACUCGACUCGGAACCAAUGAGAAAGAGCGGUUAAUCGGAUUAUCCGAUCGGUUGCAUCAACGGGUCGUUGGUCAAGACCAAGCGGUUAGUACGGUGGCUGAAGCGGUGCUGAGGUUACGAGCCGGGCUCGGGAGGGCUCAGCAGCCGACCGGAUCCUUCCUGUUCUUGGGUCCCACAGGUGUUGGGAAAACCGAACUUGCAAAGGCUCUUGCGGAGCAGUUGUUUGAUGAUGAGAAGCUGAUGAUAAGAAUUGAUAUGUCGGAGUAUAUGGAGCAGCAUUCGGUGUCACGGCUGAUCGGAGCUCCACCGGGGUAUGUUGGUCAUGAAGAAGGUGGUCAGUUGACCGAGGCUGUGAGGAGGAGACCUUACAAUGUUGUGUUGUUUGAUGAAGUUGAAAAAGCUCAUCAAUCCGUGUUCAACACGCUUCUUCAAAUGUUGGAUGAUGGAAGGUUGACCGAUGGUCAAGGUCGAACGGUUGACUUCACAAACACAGUCAUCAUCAUGACUUCGAAUCUUGGAGCUGAGUAUUUGCUAAAAGGGUUAUCUGGGAAAACAACAAUGGAGAAUGCUCGAGAAAUGGUGAUGAAAGAAGUGAGGAAGCAUUUCAAACCGGAGCUCCUGAACAGACUUGAUGAGAUUGUGGUUUUUGAUCCUUUAUCUCAUGAUCAAUUGAGGAAAGUUGCUCGGCUUCAGUUGAAGGAUGUGGCUGUUCGAUUGGCUGAGAGGGGUGUUGCUUUGGGUGUCACGGAGGCGGCAUUGGAUGUGAUACUGAGUCAGAGUUAUGAUCCGGUGUAUGGGGCAAGGCCGAUUAGGAGGUGGCUGGAGAGGAGGGUAGUGACUGAGUUAUCAAAGAUGCUGAUAAGAGAAGAGAUCGAUGAGAACCAGCUGUGUACAUAG
Molecule: messenger RNA, 966 nt
Organism: Lactuca virosa
Lineage: Eukaryota; Viridiplantae; Streptophyta; Magnoliopsida; Asterales; Asteraceae
Source: the annotation of a GenBank genome assembly